Molecule: messenger RNA, 405 nt
Organism: Didymodactylos carnosus
Lineage: Eukaryota; Metazoa; Rotifera; Eurotatoria; Philodinida; Philodinidae
Source: the annotation of a GenBank genome assembly
AUGCAAACUACGAGUCAAAAACAUCCAACUAAAUUAGAUGGACAAUCUGCUUCAGCUUAUGCAACUGUUGCCGAUGGUGCUCAUGUGCAUAAUUCAGUGAAAAUGAAUCAGUUGAUGGCUAAAUUAGGUUCAACCCAUUCACAAAUUGAUGACUAUUCACGUAAACGAAUCGAACAAAUUAGUGAAGAAGUAGCAGCUUCUAUAGCAGAAAUUAUUGCCGAAACACAAUUUCAACAACUAGCAUUACUACAAGACGCUAAUGUACGAUCAGCUGAAAGUGAACUAGAAUAUAUAUUAAAAUUACAAAGUUAUGUUAAAGAAUUGGAUGGGGCUAAAGCAUUGAAUUUAUUAACAUUAGAAAAAGAUUUAAAUACAUUAGCAAAAUGGUUACUUUUGCCGCGGUGA